Molecule: messenger RNA, 1206 nt
Organism: Tremella mesenterica DSM 1558
Lineage: Eukaryota; Fungi; Basidiomycota; Tremellomycetes; Tremellales; Tremellaceae
Exons: 8
Coding region: 1-1206 (401 amino acids)
Biological process (GO): base-excision repair, AP site formation
Molecular function (GO): mismatch base pair DNA N-glycosylase activity
Source: RefSeq, a predicted model, not a curated record
AUGCCAGACAAUAUCAAAACAGAGGACCUCAGCGCUCAAAACUUCGCCGCGACUUUACAGAAAUACGUUUAUUCCCCUUCCUCCACUUCCCUCAAAUCCCAUAUCAAGGCCUCCCCUUCCACCCCUACUCGAUCACUUCGUUCUAAAUAUCACCCCAGUCCAUCUACCCCGAUAUCGACCCCUCAAAAGCGUCUUCGUCUUGACUCUUCUUUCUCCACGACUUCACCGGACGAACCUCAAACUCCAGACAGCUCUAAAAAGUCUAAAAAGCCUCGACCAUUCGCAAGUCCUGAAGUUUACGCACAUCUGAAACGAGUGGGCGAUAUCCUUCAACCAGAUCUUGAUAUCGUUUUUUGCGGUAUCAAUCCUGGGAAACGGUCUUCUACGGAGGGCCAUCAUUUCGCUCAUCCCACCAACAAAUUCUGGCGAGCAAUACACUUAUCAGGUUUGACAGAUCGUCAAUUGAGUCCUAUGGAAGAUCAUCUUCUUCCUGAUCUAUACAACUAUGGACUAACGAAUUUAGUAGAUCGACCCACUUCUGAGCAAUCAGAAUUAUCUACUUUGGAAAUGCGUCUGAACGUUUUUCAAUUUUCCCAGAAAAUCAUUCUAAAUCGUCCGAAAGUCGUUUGUUUCGUCGGUAAGAAGAUUUGGGAUGUGUAUGAGAGUGUAGUGAGCAAGACUGCUGUAUCGACCUCUCAACCUUCAACUCCAAAAAAACAGAUCAAAUCCGAACCGACAUGGUCGUCGAAUAUCAGUUGUGAAGAUCCAAUCGAAUUAAAUGUGAAAACAGAGAUCAGAGAGGAGACAAAUCUUGGAAAUAGCAUUAGACUCAGAUCCCCACCUUUGACACCCAUAUCUGAUCAUUCCGAACGAUAUCAUACGGCAAAGCAUGAAGAACAAUCGACGACUGUCCACUGGACUCAAUCUCGUAGACUUCGAUUACCUCUUCCUCCAUCAGAUGAAGGUGAAGGGAAAGAAGAAUUCUGUUACUUUUGGGUGGUACCAAAUACCUCAGGUCUGGAACGUACACCGGUAAGAUCAUUCUCUAUGAUCAAAUUGGUGGAACGAUUCAAACGUUUGAAAGAGUUUGUGGGUAUGGUCAAAGAUGGUCGAGCGGGGAAUGAAUGGAGGGAUAUCGAUUUGAUUGGUGUGGAAAGGGCUACUGAGAAUAAGAGACUUGCCGGGGAGAAGAGAGGUAAGAGAUGA